UAUAGUCGAUACUACAAAUUCUCGUCAAAUCAACGAUCUUUUUGGUGUAAUUAAAUUUAGAAAAGAGGUAGAAAAUAAGGAAAUAUUAUAUAGUAGUAAAGACAUUAAAAUCUCCAAUGAUAGUUUAAUCUUGGUGAAUCAAAUCUUUGACCAUUAUGACU
Molecule: messenger RNA, 161 nt
Organism: Racocetra persica
Lineage: Eukaryota; Fungi; Glomeromycota; Glomeromycetes; Diversisporales; Gigasporaceae
Source: the annotation of a GenBank genome assembly